Messenger RNA from Zophobas morio, 1133 nucleotides. Its product is annotated as band 7 protein AGAP004871-like. Gene Ontology annotation, cellular component: plasma membrane. The record is from RefSeq and is a predicted model, not a curated record. Lineage: Eukaryota; Metazoa; Arthropoda; Insecta; Coleoptera; Tenebrionidae. Bases 53 to 835 code for a protein of 260 amino acids. The transcript is spliced from 6 exons.
AUAACUAAAACCACCUUAAUUCCGUCAGAUAAAAACAUUUAAGUUCAGAAACAUGGGUUCUGUUGAUGUUCUUGCCGUUUUGGGAUCUUCAAUUAUAUUAAUUCUUACUUUCCCCUUUUCAGUAUUUUGGUGCUUCAAAGUCGUCAAAGAAUAUGAAAGAGCCGUCAUCUUUCGUUUGGGAAGAUUAAGAUCUGGAGGUCCUAGAGGACCCGGUGUAUUUUUUAUUUUACCAUGUGUUGAUACCUACAUGAAAGUGGAUCUAAGAACAGUGUCCUUCGAUGUUCCACCCCAAGAGGCUCUCACCAAAGACUCGGUCACAGUGAGCGUGGACGCUGUGGUAUACUACAAAAUUCAAGAUCCGCUGCUUUCAGUGACUCAAGUAGAAAACUACAGUAAUUCGACAAGACUUCUUGCGAUGACAACUCUUCGAAACAUAUUGGGAACACGAAACUUAUCAGAUAUUUUAGCAGAUCGUGAAACUAUAUCUCAUAUAAUGCAGACCAGUCUAGAUGCAGCUACAGAUCCUUGGGGAGUGAAGGUCGAAAGGGUUGAAAUAAAAGAUGUGAGGUUACCUUUGCAGUUGCAGAGAGCUAUGGCAGCUGAAGCUGAAGCCGCACGUGAAGCUAGAGCUAAGGUUGUGGCAGCUGAAGGUGAAAUGAAAGCUUCUAGAGCGCUUAAAGAAGCUGCUGAUGUUAUCAGUGAGUCACCGUCAGCGAUUCAGCUGCGAUAUCUGCAGACGUUGAAUAAUAUAGCAGGCGAGAAGAACUCAACGAUUGUAUUUCCUUUACCAAUUGAUUUUCUAUCUCAUUUUCUAAAUAUGAAUAACAGGACUUAAUGUGGAAAAUAUAUGAUAAAUGUUCCGAUUUCUUAAUGUGCAUAUAUAUUUAAAUGCUACUGUUACGAUCUCCUGAGUGUUAAAGAACAUUGCACUCAGUUAGGUUCAACCUUACUUUUACUCUAUGAUAUGAUUUUACUUAAAGGGCUCAUUAUUUAUUUAAUUUUUAAAGCUGUUAACAAUGGAUUGUAAACAUACUUUUUUCGUCUAUUUUUUUGUUUUUCUUAUCUUCAUCGUUAUCUGUUCUAGUAUGCAUUAUAGUAUAAAAUGUAAACUAAUAAAACCUAGAUAUUAAUAA